AGCAUUUCCUCACGCGUGUGUGUUUGCAGCUUUGCAGGACAUGUUCGCAGUCUGUCACGAGUGUAUUGGCACUUCACCGUGUUUGCUUCGGUCUGACUUUUCGAUAUUAGUGGCGUAAAGUCAUCCAGUUUCUUCGUUAGCCCGGUAGCGGUCUGUCAGACUCCAUAACAGCGUUUAGCGCUUAGCCUGUUAGCUCGCCUGGAGGAUAACGUUACCCGGUUAUGGGAAAUUUCACUGUCUGAGCAAACUAGUUGUGCCACUUGGUCAACCUUCGUUAUCUUCGAAUAACAGAGGGAGCACUGGAAAAAAGCUUGUGAAGCUGGGAUGGAGGCGGUGGCAGAGGGACCCGGCGAUAAGGUGGCAGAUGGAGCUGCCAAGGGCACAGCUUCCAUUAAGAGCAAAUUCCUAACAACCAAAGAAAAAUUCCAUGAGUUUCUUGACUCCAAAACUCAGGACAGUAAAGAAGGGAAGGUAAGUGAUAAUGACGUGCCUAAUGAGACAGCAGAGACGUCUGCGGAGGAACCUGAAGCAAAGAAACUCAAACUGGACCCCGAGGAAAAUAACAAGUCGAGGAAACCAGACGGCAAACGAGUUCGAGGACAGAAUAAGUCAAGACCACACAUGAAACCCACCACCUAUGAUGACAAACAGCUGUGUCUCUCAGUCAUCCAGGAGAAUAAAAAGUGCUUCUACGGAGAAAAAUGCAAAUUUUUCCAUGACGUCGCAGAAUACAUGGCCAACAAGCCCGCCGACGUCGGGGAACGCUGCUACAUCUACGACACGUUUGGAAAGUGUCAGUAUAGUCUGUCCUGCCGCUUUGCCAAGGCGCACACUUCACCUGACCUCAAAAACGUAGUGAAUGAAGAGCUCGUUAAGGCCCGUGAGGGCAGGACUGUGGUGAAGAACAGCUUGGAUAAAGACCUGCAGAAUCGUCUGAGGAAGCGCUCGGUCUCCUUCAAGAAGUCAGCCGAGUACCUCAAAACAAUUUCCAAGGACAACAAGGAAAAGACAGAGCAGCAAGGAAACGGUGAGGCUUGUGCAGCUGAAAUAUCCACUGAGAAUCCUGAGGGAGAGGAGCUGCAUGCGUCUGGAGCAGCAGAAACACAGUUGCAGGUCAGCGAGGAGAAACAGAAUCUGGUGAAGACUGUCGGCCCACUGACUGAUGCAGACAUCGUCAGACUGCGUCCGUGUGAAAAGAAGCAGGUGGACUUUAAAGACAAGCUGUACCUCGCUCCACUAACAACAUGUGGGAAUCUACCUUUCCGGCGUGUGUGCAAGCGCUUCGGUGCUGACAUCACCUGCGGGGAGAUGGCCAUGUGCACGAACCUGCUGCAGGGCCAGCAGUCUGAGUGGGCCUUGCUGAAGAGGCACGAAACUGAGGAUCUCUUUGGUGUUCAGGUGGAGGGCUGCUUCCCUGACACGAUGACAAGGUGUGCGGAGCUCAUCAACAACAACACUGAGGUCGACUUUGUGGACAUUAACUCUGGCUGUCCCAUUGACCUUGUCUACAAGAAGGGCGGAGGCUGUGGACUGAUGACACGCAGCAGAAAGUUUGAACAGAUCGUCAGGGGAAUGAACUACGUGCUCGACGUCCCUUUGACGGUCAAGAUCCGCACUGGUGUUCAGGAGAAAUGCAGCAUCGCACACAAACUCAUCCCAGAGAUGAAGAAGUGGGGCGUUUCUAUGAUCACACUACACGGUCGAUCCCGGGAGCAGCGCUACACUAAGCUCGCUGACUGGGACUACAUCAACACCUGUUCCAAGCUGGCCAGCCCUAUCCCACUUUUUGGUAAUGGUGACAUUUUGUCCUACGAAGACGCCAUGAAGGCAAGAGAAACUGGAGUUUCUGGAAUCAUGAUUGCAAGGGGCGCUCUCAUCAAGCCCUGGAUCUUUACUGAAAUAAAGGAGAGGAGGGACUGGGACAUUUCAUCCGGUGAGCGACUGGACAUCCUCAGGGACUUCACAAACUACGGCCUGGAGCACUGGGGCUCGGACACCCGUGGCCUGGAGAAAACCCGCAACUUCCUGCUGGAGUGGCUCUCCUUCCUGUGCAGAUAUAUUCCAGUAGGCCUGUUGGAACGAGUGCCUCAGAGGAUCAAUGAGCGACCUCCGUACUACAUGGGCAGGGACUAUCUGGAGUCACUCAUGGCCAGUCAACAUGUUGGGGACUGGGUCAAGAUUAGUGAAAUGUUACUUGGACCUGUUCCCAAAAAUUUCAACUUUUUGCCCAAACAUAAAGCCAAUGCCUACAAGUGAUACUUUCUUUUGCUGAGCUGUAGAACUAUAUUUUAAAGUUGUUUUUUUUUUUCUUUCUUUUGAAUCUGGAGCAACAAGAUUAAAUGUGGAUAAUGAAAAUGUAUGACAUGAGUGAUAAGGGCUAUUGAGUAGUCUUUUUGUUUGUUUGAUUUGAGCUACAGUACUGUAGUAUACACAGAUGAAUGUAUACUUGAAAAAUAUACAAUAAAGUCUUUUGCCACAAC
This is a messenger RNA of Myripristis murdjan (pinecone soldierfish), 2480 nucleotides long. It is a transcript of the gene dus3l, whose product is annotated as dihydrouridine synthase 3-like (S. cerevisiae). Gene Ontology annotation, molecular function: tRNA dihydrouridine synthase activity; flavin adenine dinucleotide binding; RNA binding. The transcript has 16 exons. Bases 325 to 2256 code for a protein of 643 amino acids. Gene Ontology annotation, biological process: tRNA processing. The record is from RefSeq and is a predicted model, not a curated record. NCBI's taxonomy places the organism in Eukaryota, Metazoa, Chordata, Actinopteri, Holocentriformes, Holocentridae.